AUGCCUGCCGGCUGGGGCCGCCUGGCAGUCGCCCUGCCCGUCCUGGCAGUCCUGCAGCUGCCCCCCUUCCUCUUCAACCCCCUGACUGAGACCUGGGCUGUUGUGCUCUCCUUAAACUUCCCCUGGCUGUCUGUCUGCGCGGUGCUGGGUUGGGCCAUGGGGAGGGGCCCGCAGGCGCAGCCCUUCCCCCACUACCUCGCCUUUCUGGCUUUCCUAGUCUGCCCCGCACUGCCCUGCACUGUCAGGCCGACGGAGCCCGCUGCCGGGCGCAGGGUGCAGCGCACGCAUCAGUUUGGGCAGUGGGAGCCUGCAGCCAAGGUCGCCGUCCUGGCGGCAGCUGCCACCGCAUUCGACUGCCUGGUUAUGCCGCACUGGCUCACGGGCAUCCUGCAGUCGCUGGCGCUGUUCUGUUUCACCAGCCUGUGCCUGGAGGUGGCCGCCGCAGCAGCCAGCCUGGUCAGCGGCAUGCCGGUGCUGGCGCCAUUCAACCGGCCCGAGUUUUGGGGCGCGCAGUGGAAUGUGGUGGCGGGCACCACGUUCAGGACGACGGUGUACGAACCCCUCUGCCAAGGGCUGUUUGCCGGGCAGACAGCAGCGGCUGCGGCGCCCUGGCGGCGCGUGGUUGCCAUGCUGGCCACGUUUGCCGCGUCUGGGGCGGUGCACGAGCUGGCCUUCUUCCACCUCACCCGCCGCCUGUCGGGGCGAUGGUUCCUCUUCUUCACAGUCCAGGGCCCCCUGCUGCUGGCCGAGGCGGGGCUCGGCAGGCUGUGCCGCCAGGCCGGCGUCCAGGUGCCGCUGCCGGUGCGCGUCGCCACAGCCACAGCCACCGUCCACAUGCUGGCGCACAUGCUGUUCUUUCCAGACAUUGUGGAGGCAGGGGUGCCGCGGCGCAUGCUGCACCAGCUGCUGCCCGGCGGGCUGUGCGGGGGUGGGGGUGGCACGAAGUUGUCAACAGGUGGUUGA
Molecule: messenger RNA, 963 nt
Organism: Chlorella variabilis
Lineage: Eukaryota; Viridiplantae; Chlorophyta; Trebouxiophyceae; Chlorellales; Chlorellaceae
Exons: 6
Coding region: 1-963 (320 amino acids)
Biological process (GO): lipid metabolic process
Source: RefSeq, a predicted model, not a curated record